Molecule: messenger RNA, 305 nt
Organism: Amoebophrya sp. A25
Lineage: Eukaryota; Dinophyceae; Syndiniales; Amoebophryaceae
Source: the annotation of a GenBank genome assembly
AGUCGAUGACGUCCUGCACUUCUGGGAAUUCGAUAAGCGUGUUGACGACCUAAGCAAAGCGUGUGCGGUUCCUGAUGUAGCGCCGGCUUAUUUGGUGGAUUAUCAUGCUGGUACGUUGAAUGAUAGAAGAUGCUAACGCUCUUAGAAGAAACUUAAACUUCAUCUGCUUGUUUUUCACCUUCAUCUUCGUGUGUCUGAGAUGAAUGUUCUACAGAGCACUCGUCCCUUCAUCUCCUCUUCUCUCCUCCCCAGGUCUCGCCAACGCAACUUUCUGUCCCGAACUACUCUCUACAACGCCAACGUAC